Molecule: messenger RNA, 1974 nt
Organism: Cucumis melo (muskmelon)
Lineage: Eukaryota; Viridiplantae; Streptophyta; Magnoliopsida; Cucurbitales; Cucurbitaceae
Exons: 5
Coding region: 317-1687 (456 amino acids)
Biological process (GO): lipid catabolic process
Source: RefSeq, a predicted model, not a curated record
ACAACACACAAUUAAAAUCCCAUCUGUUUUCUUUCAACUUUUUCAGUAUUAAAAUGGAGAGAUGCCAUGAAGAAAGAGAGAAGAGAAGAAGACGGCUCUCUCUAUAAACAAAAACCAAAACAACAAAGCAAAGCAAAGAAAAGAAGAAAAAGAAAAACACAAAUCCAAAGUUUCCACUAAAGUUAACCCAAAUCACUGUCUGUCUCUUUGUCUCUAAGCUCGGUUUCACCAUUUCCUUCCUUCCUCUGAUUCUUUGUGUUUCUUCAAUACCCAUUUUCGAUUCAACCAAAACCCCACGUUCCAUUUUUCUCUAAAAAUGUCAUUCUCCUGCGGAAUCGAGUGUGUUGUGGUUUUGGGUUGCUUAAGAUGGGCUUGGAAGCGAUGUACCUACAUCGGCUCUUACGACAGCGCCACUUGGCCGCCGGCCACUUGUGACGACUUUGAGCCAGUCCCUCGAGUCUGCCGUUUAAUCCUGGCCGUUUACGAGUCCGAUCUCAAUAACCCUCAAUUUCUUCCUUCUGGGGGUUACCGUCCCAACCCCGAAUGGCUAAUCAAACGCGUCACUUACGAGCAGACAAAUGGUCGGGCUCCGCCGUACAUAAUCUACGUCGACCACGACCAUCGAGAAAUUGUUCUUGCCAUUCGGGGUCUUAAUUUAGUGAAAGAGAGUGAUUACAAGCUGUUGUUGGAUAAUCGAUUGGGGAUGCAAAUGUUUGAUGGUGGGUUUGUUCAUCAUGGUCUUCUAAAAUCCGCGACUUGGUUACUGAAUCAGGAAUCUGAGACGCUUAAACGUCUUUGGCUUGAGAAUGGGUCGGAUUACAAUAUGGUGUUUGCGGGUCAUUCUUUGGGUUCUGGUGUGGCGGCCUUGUUGACUGUCAUUGUGGUGAAUCAUCGGGACCUGUUGGGUGGUAUUCCGAGGAGUAAAGUCCGGUGCUAUGCGGUGGCGCCGGCCAGAUGUAUGUCGCUUAAUUUGGCUGUGAAAUAUGCGGAUGUGAUUAAUUCUGUCAUUUUGCAGGAUGAUUUCUUGCCAAGAACUGCCACACCCUUGGAAGAUAUAUUCAAGUCAAUCUUUUGUUUGCCUUGCCUGUUAUUUCUGGUUUGCUUGAGGGACACCUUCAUACCCGAGGGUCGAAAACUGCGGGAUCAAAGAAGACUUUACGCACCCGGAAGAAUGUAUCAUAUUGUUGAAAGAAAAUUUUGCAGAUGUGGGAGGUUUCCUCCUGAAAUUAGAACUGCUAUUCCUGUUGAUGGAAGAUUUGAACAUAUUGUCUUGUCAUGUCAUGCCACAUCUGAUCAUGGUAUAAUAUGGAUAGAAAAGGAAGCAAGGAAGGCCUUGGAAUUAAUGAAAGAAACUGCUGACAGUACAAUUACAACUGCGCCAACAGUACAGAAAUUUGAGAGGAAGCGGACCCUUGAUAAAGAACACAAAGAUGCUUUGGAUAGAGCUGUUAGUCUGAAUGUACCUCACGCUGUUUCAGUGGACGAUGAGGCUUCUCGUGAAGACGACGAAACACAAGAGCCUCCUACCGAAAAUGAAGAAUUCUCAACGAAGACGAAACCUGUUUCUGGCAGGACAAACUGGGACGAAGUAGUUGAAAAGCUAUUUCAUCGAAAUGAAUCAGGAGGCCUUCUUCUUAGAAAAGAUGUAGCAACAGCAACAAGUGAAGCUCCCCAUCAGUCUCAAUAGCAUCAUUUACUACAUUCUUCCUUUUAGUCAUUUUGAGGUCAGAUUUCCUUGUGCAUUUUUGAGUCGGUUGUGAGUACAAAGGUCAGGAUACAUCUUAAUUCUUUGUAUUUGUGAAUUUUUUUUACUGUAAAGUAGCAUGAUUUUUACAAUUGGGCAGUUUGCCUUCAAGAGUAACAACAAUUAUACAGAUGAGAAGGGAAGAAUGUUCUUCCGUGUCAAAGAACAUUCAUUAAACUGUGAUUGAUGAUGUUGUGUAUUUACUUUGCUUGUGGAUUUUGGUGAUUAAA